Messenger RNA from Salvelinus namaycush (lake trout), 1412 nucleotides. RefSeq names its product transmembrane emp24 domain-containing protein 6-like. The record is from RefSeq and is a predicted model, not a curated record. Lineage: Eukaryota; Metazoa; Chordata; Actinopteri; Salmoniformes; Salmonidae. Gene Ontology annotation, biological process: Golgi organization; endoplasmic reticulum to Golgi vesicle-mediated transport; intracellular protein transport. The transcript is spliced from 4 exons. Gene Ontology annotation, cellular component: Golgi apparatus; endoplasmic reticulum-Golgi intermediate compartment; endoplasmic reticulum. The coding region runs from base 648 to 1388 and encodes 246 amino acids.
UUGUCAAUAUUACUGACUGUAUAGAAGAUAAGAGUGGUAAUCCAGUAUGCAGCACUUCAAAAAGCCCACUUGGAACUGGUGAAUGAUUUGCUGUACACAGAAAGCCGUAUGUGAAGCACUGGUCCCAAUUCGCUCCCUUCCCCUUCUUGUAGCCCUUUAAUGUUGGCAGAUCUCUAAGGUGGAAGCAAUAUAAUGGAAGCUUCAGCUUUUACACUGCUUAUACCUGAUUCCAGAUUCAGAUUCUUAUACCAGAUUCAGAUCUGCAAACACUAAAGGGUUAUGGCUGAGGGGAAAGGCUAGGGAGGGAACUGGGACCAGCUUUGUCAACGCCAUAUGUGAAAGGACCUGUAUUUUCCCAUACCACACAACUCCACCCAUCAUAGGGAGUAGGAUGAAGUUGCCCCUAGACGCUGACCGUGGGCCAGUUUUGCACUUCCCCCACUAUUGGUUGUGUAUAAAGGGGGGGCUGAUCCUAGAUCUGUACCUUGGGGAAACUUCACCCCGGAGCCCCACCUUUUUAGUGAAGCAGACGUAUGGGUUGUAGUUAAUAAUUUCUUGUCCCACAAGCCACGACACAUCCACACUGGCAGACAGUAACAACCUGCACCUCAUUGCUAUAAAUACGUAUCCUUUCAAGAGGACCAGCCAUGUUAUGUGGGGUAUCCUUAGUUGUGCUCCUGGCUCUAUUGGGUUUGGGGGGUCAGGGUUUGGCGGACCCCCAUCCGGACCUACCAGCAGACAAGAACUUGUUCUGGGGAGCGGACCAGUAUGACUUUGCUGUCGUGCUGCGUGCCUCCGGAUUGGAGUGCUUCUGGCACUUUGCACACCAAGGGGAGCGCUUCUACUUGACUUUCAUGGUCCAGUGGGUGACUGGUGUUGGCAACGACAGACACUUAUCCGUCACUGUCAACUCUCCUAAAGGCUUGCUGUUGUCCAAAAUUGACGAAGCUACGGGUCAAAUCAACUUUGUAGCCGAGGAGACCGGUUUCUAUCAAAUGUGCUUCAGCAACUUCCACAACCGAUUUGGCAGCAUGCAGAUCUUCCUCAACUUUGGGGUGUACUACGAUGGUUCUGAUGACCAACAGAAACAGAAGGAGGAGGAGAAGAAGAAAGUCCAAAAAGACCUGAACAACACUCUGUCCACCAUAGAGGAGACUUCCCAUCGCGUGGAGGGUUACGUCUUCCACAUGUUUCGACAUUACAACUUUGGCCGCAUGCGGAAAGGCGCCGACUACUACCUCCUCCUCUCCAACUCUAAAUACAUCACCUGGUGGUCUGCGGUCCAGAGUGUGGUCAUCGUCAUGGCGGGCUACCUGCAACUCUUCUUCCUCAAGAGGCUCUUCAACACCAAGCCCACUACAGAAGCACCAGAGAAAUCUCGCUGCUGAGUCCCUGGGUGCUUUUAUUAUUCA